Molecule: messenger RNA, 1374 nt
Organism: Pristis pectinata (smalltooth sawfish)
Lineage: Eukaryota; Metazoa; Chordata; Chondrichthyes; Rhinopristiformes; Pristidae
Product: protein shortage in chiasmata 1 ortholog-like
Exons: 11
Coding region: 1-1374 (457 amino acids)
Biological process (GO): resolution of meiotic recombination intermediates
Cellular component (GO): condensed nuclear chromosome
Molecular function (GO): single-stranded DNA binding; ATP hydrolysis activity
Source: RefSeq, a predicted model, not a curated record
AUGAAUCCGUCCUGGGAGAACCGCCUUUUUGAUCACGGUCUCUCCCCUGCCAGAGUAUAUAUUUAUUCCAUGUCACCUGAAAUCAGAACCGAUAGUUUAGAGAUUGUGCCAAGUUCAAAUCCGAGUUCUCAGAUUGACAUGGAAGAUGUUAGCUCAUUUUUAAGAAGAGAUGUUCUGCACCCUGCCAAAGAUAAGCAGGAGAAAUUUGAGGUUAUUGAUCCUGAACAUGUAAAUUCACAUACAGCAACAGAUUUUUUUCUGCAUGAUGAAAUAGUGUUUGCAGAUUACCUGUCAGAGUUUCACAUACAGCUGCCCAAAUUGCAUAAUCUCAGUUGCAGAUUGAAAGUAAUUACCCUGAAAGACACAUUUGUAAAUUCUGAAGGAGAACCUUUGACUGAGGCAAUGUUUUUCAGCUCCUGCAUGCGCUAUCCCUCACAGAAGGAUAUUACUGCCAAAGCAACUGAAAAGCUUUUGAUUAAGGAAGAUUACAAGCCAUUUACACAGUUGGAUGAUGAGUCUCUGAUGUUACCUGUUGAACUGACUAUCAGCAGUACAGUGGAUUUAAGUUGGACUAAAGGCUUCUCACCACUUUCAGAAGUUAAAUCGCUUUUACCAUUGACAACAGAAGAUGUGACAAAUGUUGAUUCAUGUAAAAAUGUUAUAAACAGUGAUUUCAAAGAUAAAUAUAUGCUAAACUUAGAAACAUUUGAAUGUUGUGAAACUAUGAGUUCAUUGAAUGAAAAUAAGAAUGAGGCCAAUGAAUUCACUGCAGACAUUAGUGAUCCAGUUUGCUGCGACAUUUAUAGAAGUGUGGAAGUAGAAACCCCAUUGACUCCUCUAUACACAAAUUGUGUAGAAAUUACUUUAUCAACCAAGGAACUGCAUAUGGAGGAACUUUGUCCAUCAUCAUUUGAUGCAAUUUUGACAGGAACAACAAAGGAUUUUCUGGAGUUUCAAAUAUGGCAGUCAGAAAAUUUCUACAGUUUUUCAUCUCUGAGAUUGGGAGAACCUCGGAUAAAAGAACAUGCCUUCCAUCAUAAACCAGCUUCUGAGUUAAUUUAUCUGCUAAAUGCCUCCCCAGAGGAGCUGAUAAGUACUUCAGUAAAAAGUUUAUGGGAGGAGUAUAUGAAAAUAGCUGCACUUCAGAUAGACUUAAUGGAGCAACUGCACUUGGGUCACGUUGAAACAAAAGAAUCGGCAGCUGCUAAACUGGAGGAAUUUUCACCAGUUACCAUGGUUCAUUUGGAAAGUAAGCAUGAUGAAAAUGAAAUUCACUUGUACAAGCUUGCAGCCUUUCUUCAUUUAUUAGUGACCAUUCGUGAUCUUCUAUUGAUGUGUGACCUGGACAUUGCAAUAGGUUCUUUUGUCAUGUAA